CUCGGCGCAAUAUAAUAGUUGAUGCAGUCCCGCGUCAGUAGAUUUUCUUAGUUGGUGCAAUUUUCUACAGUCGAAAGCAAUACUCCUUCUCCCUGGUAAAAGGACCAGAAGAUUGAGACGUGGAAUUGCUUCUGCUCAUCUUCCAUUUCGUGCCAUAGAUCACCCGUCAUAAUGGGAAGUACCCAGCAAGACUCGGAGGGCAUCCGGAACGUGCCCGCGCAGGGCGUCUCGUUCUUCACCCCAGCCCAGAUCCCCCCGGCAGGCACCGGGCUGGGCUCCAAGAAGGCCGACUCUGAUGCCAUCCCCAAGCUCUUCACGCCCCUGACCCUCCGCGGCACGACCUUUCAGAACCGGAUCUGGCUGGCGCCGCUGUGCCAGUACAGUGCCGACGAUGGCCACGCGACCAACUGGCACCUCACCCACCUGGGCGGGAUCCUGCAGCGCGGCCCCGGCCUGACCAUUACCGAGGCCACCGCCGUCCAGCCCCGGGGCCGCAUCACGCCCCAGGACGUCGGCCUCUGGAAGGACAGCCAGAUCGCGCCGCUCGCGCGCAUCACCGAGUUUGCGCACUCCCAGGGCCAGAAGAUGGCCAUCCAGCUCGCCCACGCGGGCCGCAAGGCCAGCACCGUGGCCCCGUGGCUGAGCAUGAACGCGACCGCCCCGGCCUCCGAGGGCGGCUGGCCCGACGACGUCGUCGCCCCUUCGGCGAUCCCUUUUACCGAGGGCGUCAACCCGACCCCUCGCGAGAUGUCUCUCGACGAGAUCGCCGAGCUCAAGCGCGACUUUGCCUCGGCCGCCGGCCGCGCCCUCCGCGCGGGCUUCGACGCCAUCGAGAUCCACUCGGCCCACGGGUACCUGCUGCACUCGUUCCUGAGCCCUGUCUCGAACAAGCGCACCGACCGGUACGGCGGGUCGUUUGAGAACCGCACGCGGCUGCUGCUCGAGAUUGUCGAGACGGUCCGCGGCGUGAUCCCCAAGGAGAUGCCCCUGCUCGUGCGCGUCAGCGCGACCGACUGGUUCGAAUUCGCCGCCGAGAAGGGCGUCGAGGUUCCCCCCGAGGCGGCCGAGUCGUGGACUGUCGAGCAGACGAGCAGGCUCGCGCCGCUCCUGGCGGACGCGGGCGUCGACUUGCUCGACGUGAGCAGCGGCGGCGUGCACCCCAAGGGAGCGGGCAUCAUCCAGGCGGGCCAGGGGUACCAGGCUCACUUUGCCAAGGCGGUCAAGAAGUCCGUCGGUGACAAGCUGGCGGUCAGCGCGGUCGGGUCCAUCCACGACGGCCACCUCGCCGAGGAUCUGCUGACGGCUGGCGGACUCGACGUCAUCUUUGCUGGCCGCUGGUUCCAGAAGAACCCCGGCUUGGUGUUCCAGAUGGCCGAUGACCUGGAGGCCGAUGUCAAGAUGCCCAACCAGAUUGGCUGGGGCUUUGGAGGGCGUGGCAAGAAGCAGAGGCAGAAGAAGUUGUAGGAGCGAAAGGGAAAGUAGAAUCUGGGUGGCCGAAAGUCCAAAAGAAAAGUUCAAGAUUGUGUAUGAAUAAUGGACACAGCGAUAAAUGGUUUAAACAACAAUAAUGUUUGACGCUA
Messenger RNA from Microdochium trichocladiopsis, 1580 nucleotides. RefSeq lists its product as uncharacterized. The coding region runs from base 172 to 1464 and encodes 430 amino acids. Gene Ontology annotation, molecular function: NADPH dehydrogenase activity; NADP binding; FMN binding. The transcript has a single exon. Gene Ontology annotation, cellular component: intracellular anatomical structure. The record is from RefSeq and is a predicted model, not a curated record. Lineage: Eukaryota; Fungi; Ascomycota; Sordariomycetes; Xylariales; Microdochiaceae.